GCUGGAUGAUGUGUGGUCCAGCAGAAGGAGAGGAGCGUGGCAGGCUAGUCUUCCUCCUCAUAUGGCAGCAGUGUUGGUGAAAUGUCCGUUUGUGUGGCCGCUGCUGUGGCUCAGCGUCCGGCUGUCCGAGACCCAAAACACCCGAGUCUCUAUGGACGAUGACAUCCUGCUGCCUUACAGCCACGGCCACGGUCCCUCCCACUCUCACCGCCAUGUCAGAGACUGUCAGCCACUUGUUCACGGCAACGUCACCCACGAGAGCUGGCCCUCCAGUGACCACAGUGGGCUGCCGGUGGCCGAGUCCACAAAGUUCGUCUCGGCUGUGGCGGAAAACACCAGAUGGGUUUACGGUCACAUGACGGUGGUCCACGACCCGCUGAGGGCGGUGUCGGUAUUAGAGCCAGGUGGGCCGGGCGGCUGCGGGAUGAAUCAGAGAGCUACAGUGGAGGAAACAGCUGAGGCUGCCGGGUGUCUGUACGCCCAGAACGCCGGCUUCUUCAACACAAAAACAGGCCAGUGUCUGGGCAAUGUGGUGAGUGACGGCAGUAGGGUCCAGGACAGUGGUGGGCUGCAGAACGCACAGUUUGGAAUCAGGAGAGACGGCACUCUGGUGUUUGGCUAUCUAUCACAGGACGAUGUUUUGGACCAGUCCAACCCGUUCGUCCAGCUGGUCAGUGGUGUGGUGUGGCUGUUAAGGGGCGGCGAGGUUUACAUCAACCAGAGUCUGAUAGCUGAGUGUGACAAGUCACAGGAGACGGGGCAAUUCCGCACUUUUGUGGAUGUGGUGUCAGCGAGGACGGCGGUGGGCCACGAUGCCGAGGGCAGACUCAUCCUGUUUCAGAUCGAUGGACAGACUGGAGUGAGGGGUAUGAAUCUUUGGGAGUUGGCUGAGACUCUGAAGAGCUACGGGGUCAUCAAUGCCAUCAAUCUGGAUGGAGGCGGAUCUUCCACAUAUGUGACUGGUGGCAAAUUGGCCAGCUAUCCCUCUGAUCACUGCGAAUCAGACGGCAGGUGGCGUUGUGCUCGGCCCAUCUCCACCAUCUUGUGUGUUCACCAGCGGCGCUGCCAGCCAGCAAACUGCAGCGGACACGGAGACUGUGUGGACGGACGUUGUCGGUGUCAGGAGGGCUGGCAGGGUGUCGCCUGUGACUCUCUGGUGUGUCAGCCGCCGGCCUGUGGCGCUCAUGGCGUCUGCACUGCCAAUGGUUGUGUCUGCGAUGCUGGAUGGAGAGGAAAGAACUGCAGCCAAGUGUGUCCGCUGGGUUUCUUCGGCCCAUCCUGUGCUCAGGAGUGUCACUGUGACAACCAGUGUCCGUGUGACCCGCAAACAGGAAGCUGUAACGCCACACUGCGAGGAGAGACCAACUACACCUUACACAGAGCUGGACAGUGUCUAGCCAAGAAGAUGUUUACAUCUUGGAGACAGGAUGAAGACGCUCACAGGGAGCAGCCUCAUCUCACAGAGCGUACCUGGCUGAUAAUCACCUUCAGCCUGUCCAGUCUGCUGUCCAUCAGCCUGCUGGUUCACCUCAUGCAGGCAUGUCGCGGCUCAGCGGUCGUUCACUUCUCCGAGCGACGAGACUACUCCUUAGUCCCGCUGACCGACAUCAACGGAGCCGCUGCAUGUUCCCGAGCAAGUGCCAAGAAAUCCGGUUUGGUUUUGGACGACUCGGACUCUCAGGACGAAAUCUGGUCGCCUUCAGGCUCAGGGAGGUUGUAGCUGUCAGGAGGACGAAGAGCGAGGGCGCUCUGUUUUUGCACAAAGAGAAACGACUGAAGCUCAGUGUUCCUCUGCUUAAUUUAAUUUCCGCCGACAAUCCUGCUGAAAUGAAAAGGAAGCUAAAUGUGUCUGCUGACAUCCACUGAUGAUGAUGAUGAUGAUGAUGAUGAUGAUUGCUCACAUGUCUUCGUUUACAGCUGAGGCCUUUUAAUCUGCUGAUGAAAGGACAGCCAGGGGUCAAAACUUUAUUUUGUCAGGGACCUGGAUGCCUCAGCUCCAGGUAGGACGAGCUUUAUAAUUAGUUGCCAUGGAAACCGGUGAACUAUGAGGUCCGACCGGCGGCCUGUGUCACAAAGUUAUCCAGAUUUCUUUGAGCUUAACUCAGGUGUUUCCAGUAUCAGGAAGCUGGUUCACUUUUCACCAGAGUUUAUCACCAUGUUAACUUCGAUUGAUCACCGUGGUAACCUAUGCUGAACAGCUGACCCGCUCCAACUUCAACAGCAGCUUGACAACUGACCGAUCAUUUCUACAGGAUCCUUGCAGGGACAAAAGUAGUGAGUAAUAUAAGAGACAUUUUUAAUAUAUAGUUGUCCUUUUUUUUUUUUUUACACAACCACAUUAAAACCUCUAACAAACAGACAGCUUAUAGUUUUACCACGACAGUUAAUGUAAUGGCAAUUAUAGCUGCAUAUUAGGCCUUAGUUUAUUUUAUAGAUAUUAUUUAGUCGGUAUAACAUGUAAUAAAGAUCCGUGGAGCCCCUAAUCUCAUGCACAAGAUAAAAAAAACAACCUUUUUUGGUAUUCUGAAUAUAGUUACUGUCUUUAAAAUAGAUUACUUGAAGGGAUUACUUUCUUUAAUUUGCUCUAACACUGUGUCCUAACUGAACUCAACUUAGCGAGCUACAGUUUGUUGUAUUGAAAUGUUCCAACCGGCUGUGAGCGACACAGCGCUGCUGUGUUGAGCUAAAUUUUUGUCGGGUGCCGUGUUUGUAUUAAUGCUUCUCACUCGCGAUGAGGAACGGCUGAUUCAUGAAGUCAAAAUGAGGAAUUAUCUCCACAAUAAUUCCUCAUUUAACUAUAAAAACAGGGGUGGAGCCCUUCUGUGUGGAGUUUGCAUGUUCUCCCUGUGUCAGUGUGGGUUUCCUCCAGGUGCUCCAGCUUCCUCCCACAGUCCAAAGACAUGCAGGU
Molecule: messenger RNA, 2908 nt
Organism: Epinephelus lanceolatus (giant grouper)
Lineage: Eukaryota; Metazoa; Chordata; Actinopteri; Perciformes; Serranidae
Gene: nagpa
Product: N-acetylglucosamine-1-phosphodiester alpha-N-acetylglucosaminidase
Biological process (GO): secretion of lysosomal enzymes
Source: RefSeq, a predicted model, not a curated record